CUGGUGUUCGUAGCUAUGACAGGAAGGACAAGUGCGGAUUAUGAGCACGUAUUAAAAGCCAUCAAACGAGGUUUAAGAAAUCAACAAGAGGUUGAAGAGGUAGUCUGUGACUUCGAAAAGGCCAUCUGGAAAGCCAUGAGGCGGGUUUUCCCGACCGUACUCAUGAAGGGUUGUUCAUUCCAUUGGGGCCAGGCUGUUUGGCGUCAUAUACAGGGACUUGGGUUGUCCACGGAAUACAUGAAUAACCACGGGACGUACUCUCUUCUGCGCAUGAUAUUCUGUCUGCCUUUUCUACCCGCUGAACAUAUCAUCGAAGUGUUCGACAAGAUGGAAGAUUUCAACACGUCUGAACAUCUUGAACCAUUGUUCCAGUACCUUAGAAGAACGUGGUUCGAAUCCUCAACGUGGACUGUCGAAAACUGGAGCGUAUUUGGACAGUCCGUCCGAACAAACAACGAUUGCGAAGGUAAAUUUAAUAUUGCAAUGUAUAAUGAUACAAUGUAUAUAAAUUUUAGUAAAAUUGUAAAUGUUAUCGACAUUUGA
This is a messenger RNA of Ruditapes philippinarum (Manila clam), 543 nucleotides long. RefSeq lists its product as uncharacterized. The transcript is spliced from 3 exons. The record is from RefSeq and is a predicted model, not a curated record. Lineage: Eukaryota; Metazoa; Mollusca; Bivalvia; Venerida; Veneridae. Bases 16 to 543 code for a protein of 175 amino acids.